Temnothorax curvispinosus is the source of this 1534-nucleotide messenger RNA. RefSeq names its product tetratricopeptide repeat protein 8 (gene BBS8). NCBI's taxonomy places the organism in Eukaryota, Metazoa, Arthropoda, Insecta, Hymenoptera, Formicidae. The transcript has 8 exons. The record is from RefSeq and is a predicted model, not a curated record. Gene Ontology annotation, biological process: non-motile cilium assembly. Gene Ontology annotation, molecular function: protein binding. Gene Ontology annotation, cellular component: BBSome; non-motile cilium; ciliary basal body. The coding region runs from base 24 to 1514 and encodes 496 amino acids.
AGGUAAUUUAGACUUCGUCGAGCAUGGAAUUAUUCACAGCUUUGAGCUUAUUCAGCCGACAAAAGUACGAAGCUUGCGCCGCGGUAUGCACAGAUUUGUUGCGGAAAAAUCCGUUGGAUCAGGCCGUGUGGGUCUUGAAAAUGCGUGCCUUAACGCUGCAAGUCUACGUGGACGACAUCGAAGGCGAGGAGGAGGGAAUCGCGGAGACUCUGUUAGAUAAUUAUGCAAUAUCUACGAUGCCCAGGCCGGGAACUUCCCUGAAAAAUCCUGGUACCAGUUCCACUGGUCAAGGGGUGCGACCGAAAUCUCAAUCCGGUAGACCCGUUACCGGGGUAGUACGACCUGCCACUCAGGCAGCGAUGUCCCAGUCUAUUGAACAGGCAUUGCGAACACCAAGAACAGCAAUGACUGCCAGGCCAAUUACAGCAAGCUCAGGACGCAGCGUUAGGCUUGGCACAGCGUCGAUGCUGACGGAGCCCGGUGGGCCUUUUAUCCAACUGUCGCGAUUAAACAUAACUAAAUACGCUAAUCAGCAAAGCAUAGCGAAACCAUUGUUCGAAUAUAUAUAUUACCACGAACAUGAUGCGAGAUACGCGCUGGACUUGGCCGUUCAGGCGACGCAGGUCUGUCAGUAUAAAGAUUGGUGGUGGAAAGUUCAACUCGGAAAGUGUUAUUACACGUUGGGAUUAGUAAGAGACGCGGAGCAGCAAUUCAAGUCGGCGUUGAAGGAUCACAGGAACGUCGAGACGGUUUUGCGGCUGAUCAGAGUCUACAUCAGGCUCGAUCAGCCAGUGGCCGCGCUGGACACGUGCAAGAAGGGCCUCGAGUUCUUCGCGAACGACGUUACAAUUCUCACGGAGAUGGGCCGGAUAUUCGAGAGCCUGAACAACGCGACGAUGUCCAUGAAAUAUUACAAGUUAAUUGCGCAGGAGGACGCUUCUCACACCGAGGCGAUCGCCAGUAUAGGCAUGCAUCAUUUUUACAAUGAUCAACCGGAGCUAGCUUUGCGUUAUUACAGGCGCCUCUUGCAAAUGGGCGUACAUAACGCCGAGUUGUUCAACAACCUCGGGCUUUGUUGUUUCUACGCUCAGCAAUACGAUCAUACUAUAUCAUGCUUCGAAAGAGCAUUAAAUCUUGCAACCGACGAGAACGCGGCCGACGUGUGGUACAACAUUUCUCACAUAGCUAUUACGCUGGGCGAUCUGAUAAUGGCCGAGGAGUGUUUAAGGCUAGCCGUCGCCAGCGAUAAUAGGCAUGCUUUGGCUUAUAACAAUCUCGGCGUGAUAGAAAUGCGCAACGGGAACGUUACCGCGGCGAGAACAUAUUUCCAUGCAGCAGCUAACAUCGCUAGCUACGUGUACGAGGCGCACUUCAACAGUGCGCAUUUAGCUUACGAGGUUGGAGACCUGCAGACAAGUUACAUCGCGGUACAAAAGUCGUUGAGCGCGUAUCCCGGACAUUACGACAGCAAGACUCUUUUGCAGAAACUGCAAAGAUACUUCUCACACAUGUGAAAUAAACUACGAGAGAUUCU